AUGACAAAGUGCUUGUAAAAAAUAUUAAAUCCAAAUCUACAGAACUAAAGUCAAGAGUAAACUUUUGAUUAGAAUUGUUUGAAUUUAUAAUACUAUAAUUAGUAGAGGUUACUAAGAAAAUAUCUCCAAACUUAUCACAUUCACACGACAAUUCAAUAGAAUAGUUAUUUUUGAUCUUAUUUAAAUUACAAUGAUAAGAUUUUAUGGAGUUAGUCAAAAGUACACAUUUAAUUUGGUAUUCUGA
This is a messenger RNA of Paramecium octaurelia, 244 nucleotides long. NCBI's taxonomy places the organism in Eukaryota, Ciliophora, Oligohymenophorea, Peniculida, Parameciidae. The record is from the annotation of a GenBank genome assembly.